AUGAGCAAUUUGCCCGCAACGGCUGACGCCAAAUCACCGAAGCUCGUUUGGAAUGCACACCACGACCGAGGCCUCGUCGACUGCGUGCUGCAACUCAAGGAAUUGUUGCGUGAUCCGCUGCGUUCCUACCCAAGAACCAAGUUUUGGAACGCCGUGUGUUGCCAGCUGCGCCGGAAGCACGGCCUGGCGUGCAACAGCAGGCAGUGCCGUGACCGCUUCAACCUUUUGUUUUCCAAGGCCCUUGUCCACAAGGUGGACCGUCGCUCCGGCUACCGCGAGCCCGCAGACCGCGCACUUGACGUGCUGCUGACCACCUGCACCGAGACUUUCUACUUCAGUAACGGGAAAAGCCUUGAACUGCAUGACCAACGUCCGAAUGUGGCAACGACUCCAUUGCCGGGCGCUACUGCGGCGGCCCUCGGCAAACCCGCCUCCGCGCCCUCCAUAUCUUGCUACGAAGCCCAGCAAUUGCAUGCCGAGUUAAAGACCGUCCGAGACGCCUUGGACGACCUAACUCAGGAAGUUGCUGCCAUCAAAGAUAAAGUACAGCAUUUGCAAGAGUUGCAAAACUUGCAUGGCAUGCAAGAUUAA
Molecule: messenger RNA, 591 nt
Organism: Lachancea fermentati
Lineage: Eukaryota; Fungi; Ascomycota; Saccharomycetes; Saccharomycetales; Saccharomycetaceae
Source: the annotation of a GenBank genome assembly